UAUGACAAAUCAUCGUACAAGGCGGCGUAAUUCAAUUUCACUGUUAUUUUUAACCGCCAAAGUUUGGUUUUGUGAACAUUUCGUGUAUAUUUCUCGCUUGGCAUGGACAAUUCACAUCCAAUCCUGAUUGAAAUUGCCUGCUCCAAAGGAUUUAGCAAAUCUCUUCCCACGUCGGAUCUUAACCAAGCAAUACACCUGUAUCUGUCGGAGUGUAAAAGCCUUCCCAAAGAUCAUGUAUUUCGCGUCAACUGCCCGAAGGUGGAGAGCGUUAUGGUUUGCAACGAAAUAACAGAAAACACACCCCGCACCGAUCUCCAGUUGUACACUUAUCAGCUCCACGAUGGUAGUGGAGAAGAGGAAACAAUCGAGCAGGAUGGAGACGAAGUCCAGAUAGCGAAUCACUGGUUACUGCCGGCGCGAGAAUUCCAUGGUCUGUGGGAAAGUUUGCUGUUCGAGGGUACUAUAAAGGAAGAUUUGCUCAGCUUUAUGCAGACUACGAUGCUGUUCUCCAAACAGAAUGUUAACUCUAAUUUGGUAGCCUGCAAUCGAUUGGUUCUACUUCACGGACCGCCUGGCACAGGCAAAACGAGCCUCUGCAAAGCUCUUGCUCAAAAGUUAGCGAUUCGAAUGAUUGACCACUACCGGCAUGCCCAUCUGAUAGAAAUCAACAGCCACAGCCUGUUUUCGAAGUGGUUUUCCGAAAGUGGCAAACUGGUACAGAAAGUGUUCGGUCAAAUACACGAAAUCUGCCAGCAGCGGACGUCCCUUGUGUGCGUCCUGGUGGAUGAGGUAGAGUCUAUUGUCUUCGCUCGGGAAUCCAUCUCGAACAACGAGCCAAGCGACAGCAUUCGAGUGGUCAACGCGGUUCUAACACAACUGGAUCGAAUACGCAAAUACUCGAACGUUUUCGUGCUAGCCACGUCCAAUCUAACUGGUAGCAUCGAUCUGGCUUUCCUCGAUCGGGCGGAUAUUGUACAGUUUAUUGGGAAUCCCACCCUGGGGGCAAUUUAUGAGAUUUAUCGCUCAGCCUUGCUUGAUCUGCAGAACGUGGAUAUUAUUAGCGAUAUGGAACCGAUUCCACCGCAUUCGGAGGCCACAGACGAAUCGGUAGUCGUCAAAACACUGAAGGAUGUCGCUCGGCUGAGCAUCGGACUUAGUGGUCGGAGUCUGAGAAAGGUUCCAUUUUUGGCACAUGCCUUGUUCGUAAAACAAAACGCAACGACGUUACUCAAGUUUCUCGGUGCCAUGAGAAGUGCCGUACGGCGCAUGAAAGCCGACAAAGAAAUGUUGGAUUCAAAAAAUCCUGCCGCAACUGUAACCGGAUCUGCUGGUAACCGCCAGAACGGACACGGUCCGAACGCGUCUUCCUCGAUAUGAGAAACGGUAAGCUUUAGAUAUUGUGUUUCUGUUGAACCUGUCAAUUGUGAUCUAUUUCAUUUAAUCUAAUUUGUACUGGAGAAAAAAAAUUUAAACAAAUUUCAGUAAUU
Wyeomyia smithii (pitcher-plant mosquito) is the source of this 1487-nucleotide messenger RNA. RefSeq names its product pachytene checkpoint protein 2 homolog (gene pch2). Lineage: Eukaryota; Metazoa; Arthropoda; Insecta; Diptera; Culicidae. Gene Ontology annotation, molecular function: ATP hydrolysis activity; ATP binding. Bases 103 to 1377 code for a protein of 424 amino acids. The transcript has 3 exons. The record is from RefSeq and is a predicted model, not a curated record. Gene Ontology annotation, cellular component: chromosome; nucleus. Gene Ontology annotation, biological process: meiotic recombination checkpoint signaling; reciprocal meiotic recombination.